AACAGCCAUUGCCACAGCAACUCAAGAUGCUAACCUACUAAAUUAAGCAUGAAAAGAGAUACUAAGACCUAAGCUUUGCUUCUGCUAAUUCCUCAGUGAGCAUGGAGGGAUCAUUAUGCAGGGGCUUAAGUACUGAGAUUUCAAGAAUCUGCAUUACUGCUUGAAAUUGCUGCAAAGCGUUAACAGCUUGAUCACCACUGACAUGCAUCAAUUAGUAGAAAAUGGAGCGGUGGUUAAAAUCUUAGCAGACUGAAACAAAGGCAAAAAUACCAACAACAAAAAUAGUAAAAAGAAAAGGCAAAAAAAAACCCAACCCAAACCUCCACAGUGAACCACAGCAUUACUGAAACAUUACAGUUAGAAGAUUGCAAAUGUACCCUUAUCUCCCACAGCUACUCUUGCUGAUUAUAGUUUCUAGUACCUUUGCAAUAGAGACUGUAGCUGUUUUUAAAGGAGCAAGUUCAACCAAAAGACAAGGACAGGAAAUACAAGGUCAAGCCAAGUGCCACUAUAUAAAUCCAGAAAGACUGUUAAUGGAACACUGUAGACUUCAUGGAAACUGCUCUAAUGAAAAGGACUUUAAACAAGCAUCAUAAAACUGUGCCAAAUGCUAGGAAAGUCCUUGCUAAUAUUUCUACCAUUUCACCUUCAAAAGAGGUUUUGACAUCCAGUGUGUCAGAUAUUCCCACAGUUUUACCAGAUGUAGUAGGUUUAAAUUCUGUGAUUAAAGUAAACUCUGGGAAGAAGAGGCCUGGGACUGUGAUAGUCUCAAAACGAUCAAAUACGAGAGGCAUGUCCCAGGAUCAGUGGGAUCGGCCAGUCAUUCCAACCAGAAGACCUGGCUUCAAGGUGUGCUAUAUCUGUGGCAAAGAGUUUGGAUCACGAUCACUUCCUAUCCAUGAGCCACAAUGUCUGGAGAAGUGGCACAUUGAAAAUGAGCAGUUACCAAAACAUCUCAGAAGACCAGCCCCUCUUAAGCCUCAGGCUCUUUGUGGAGGAUCUUCUAGUCCGAUGGCUGUAAAUGCAGCUGCUGCUCAAAGCGACCAAGCUCAGCUCCUGCCUUGUCAAAAUUGUGGUCGUACUUUCCUUCCUGAUCGUCUCUCUGUGCACCAAAGGAGUUGUAAACCAAAGACCAAUUCAGGGCCUUCAAAGUACAGUUGUCCCAAAUCAACUGGUUAUGGGCCAGCAUGUUCCAUGUCAGACAAGCCUGCAGUGAUAAGAAGACCCCCAACUGUUAUCUGUUACAUUUGUGGUCGUGAGUACGGAACUCAAUCUAUAAGCAUCCAUGAACCACAAUGUCUGAAAAAAUGGCAUAUUGAGAAUGAUCAGCUGCCAAAACAUUUAAGAAGACCUGAACCCAUGAAGCCAGUGGUCAGAUCUAUAGGAGCCAAAGGUUACUAUGAUCUUGAUGCUUUAAAUGAGUCUGCUUGGCAAAGUGCCCAGAGCCAGUUAGUUCCAUGUAAUAUUUGUGGCCGUACCUUCUUGCCAGACAGACUGAUCGUCCACCAGCGUUCAUGUAAACCAAAGACACCAAAAUAAAAGGCUCCUCCUUUGUAGCCAAAGUUUUAAAGAGCAAAAUUCUUCUCACCUAGAUAGGUUUCUGCAUUGUAUAGAAUCAGGUUUGAAAUGUGUCCUAUUAAGAUUAACUGAACACUCAUAAUGUAAGUGAAAUAUGGAGCAUGUAGCUUCUGCGACGUUGUGUGACAUUGGUCAUGACCACAUUGGUCAUAAGAUUUAAAGAAGUUCAGGCAUCUAGACGAGCCUUCAGAAUGGCUUCCAAACUGCAUAAUGAAUAUCAACAUCUUAAUAUAGCAGUCUUUGCUAAGAAGUGGCUCUGCCUUUUCAAACCUCAGAGUUAAUAAAUCAUGUGUAAGAAUGCUUAUGUUUACUGAUUAAGUUUCUGUUAAAAAAAUAUCUGUCUGCUCAAAAUAAAGACAAUAAAA
This is a messenger RNA of Sceloporus undulatus (fence lizard), 1943 nucleotides long. RefSeq names its product zinc finger protein 474-like. The record is from RefSeq and is a predicted model, not a curated record. Lineage: Eukaryota; Metazoa; Chordata; Lepidosauria; Squamata; Phrynosomatidae. The transcript is spliced from 5 exons. The coding region runs from base 553 to 1539 and encodes 328 amino acids.